This is a messenger RNA of Alligator sinensis (Chinese alligator), 1513 nucleotides long. RefSeq names its product putative mediator of RNA polymerase II transcription subunit 26. The coding region runs from base 1 to 1362 and encodes 453 amino acids. The transcript is spliced from 2 exons. The record is from RefSeq and is a predicted model, not a curated record. Lineage: Eukaryota; Metazoa; Chordata; Crocodylia; Alligatoridae.
AUGAGUAGAGCUGAUGUCGUUACUGAAGAUUCAGCAAUGGCAACAGCUAAUACGGGAGAAAGAGAUCAUCUUCCAGACAUCAGCAGUUCCUUCAGGAAUUUAGCAUUUUGUUGUAUUGGCUGCUUUCAAAGAAGAACAGAGUCAAAUUCUGUGAAAAAGGUGACAAAAAAGAAAAGAAAUAAGAAAAUACCCCUGGCUGAUAAGGCUAGCAAGCAGGAGUGUCUUGAGACUGGACAAGACUACCACGAGCCUUUGCAUGAACGUGACCAUGGGGAUGCUUUGCUUUUACAUUUUAAGCCAUACAACAAGAAAGUCAAAGGCAAUUUAAAUGCUGUGCCUGUAGACAUAUGCCACAAUGAAGAAAAGCAGGAGCAAAAGCACCUACAUGCAGUUUUCCUAAAUAUGCAGUAUAAGAAAAAGAAAAUGAAGAAGAAACAGGACCACUUCAACAUGUUGUGCCCAAGCACAAGUCUUAUAAGCCCCAGGUCUGAGAGUGGACCUUACAAAGAAGAACAAAACUACCACCAUGCACAAAAUUGGGAGCAACUACCUACAAGACCUGUGCACCAUGGCACAUUGUCCCUAGGAGUAACCUUUGAAGAAGACCAGCAAGAAAAUGUGAUUUUUGAUGGUGCUCCUUACAAGGAAGAACAGGACUACCAAAGUGUACCAAACAAGGAGGAGCAAGAACCUAAGAGACACGUGAGGACUUCAUCCUUGGAAGUAACCUAUGAAAAGAAACAAAGCCAAAUGAGCUCUGAGUCUGAGGGUGCAUCGUACAAAGAGGACAACUAUGGAGGUGUACUGUACAAGAAGGAGCCACAGCCUAUGGGGCCAGAGUCUCAGAGUAUGUCAUCCCUGGCUAGAAACCUAGUGGAUGAAGAGCAGGUAAGGAAGGAAAAUACUAGGAGCCUAAGAAUAGUCCUUCCACAUUAUGAAGAGUGUAAGAAGAUGAGACAGCAUCACCAAACCAACUUGAUCCCAGUCGUUCUCUGUGAUGACAAGAAGCAGCAGCGGGAUACACAGAGUCAGCAGAAUAUUAUGCCCCAGAACGACAGGGACAGGGAACUGCAGGAUGGACGCAAUCCACACAAGUUCAUAUCCUCGUGUGUGCCCCAUGCGGAGGAAGAACAGCAGAAGAGACAAGAUCUCCUAAACACCACAGUCCCACGCGUGUCCCAAGACAAGGGGCAACAACAGGAGAGUCAAAAUCUCCCACCUAUGUUGCAUGAGAAAGAGGAGGAGACGAAACAAUUGGAAGUACAGGAACCCCUGAGCUCCGUAUCUCUGUUUGUGCCCUAUGAGGAAGAUGAGCAGGUCGAGGAAGGGGAGAAUCUCUUCACCUUCUUGUGUGAGUCUUAAGAGGAAACCAAGCAAAAGUGACAUAACCACCUUGGACGGACCUGGCCUGCGGAGAGCAGAAGACUCAGGAGGGACAGAAUCAUUCAUCUCUGUAUGAGAAGGUGGAAAAAAUAUGAAUUAUCUGGAAACCUUUUAAUUGAAAAGCACAAUU